Molecule: messenger RNA, 957 nt
Organism: Pleuronectes platessa (European plaice)
Lineage: Eukaryota; Metazoa; Chordata; Actinopteri; Pleuronectiformes; Pleuronectidae
Exons: 9
Coding region: 1-957 (318 amino acids)
Molecular function (GO): ubiquitin-protein transferase activity
Source: RefSeq, a predicted model, not a curated record
AUGCGGCACAAGGGCUUCGAGGAGCACAGAAAAGACAAACAGGAGCAAGACAAAGAUUUUGUCACUUUCUACAAGAGAGACAACAUCCAGUGGGCGUCGCCACUUCAGUGCAAACUUCAAGGGGAUGUGGCAACAGGAAGUGGAGUCAGCCGUCACAUGAUGUCGACAGUGAUCUACAAGCUUAUAAGUGGAUUCCAUAUAAACUUAGGAAAUGCAGCCAUCACGAAACUCUUCGAAGGUGAGUGCGAUCACCAAAUACCCUCAGUUUCCCGUGAACUGCUCGACAGGGACAUGUUCACCAUCGCCGGCCGGAUGAUCGGCCAUUCCUUCUUGCGCCACGGCCCAAGUUUCCCAGGACUCAGCACAGCCAUUAUGCACACUCUCUUUGAAGGCUUGCUGGAGACGACUCCUGUGACAAUACGAGACUGCCCUGACCUCGACAUCCGUGACGCAGUCGAAAUGCUUGAAGGAGAUGCUGAAUUAAAAGAAUCUGACUCCGUCCAUCAGCUCUGCCGCUCGUGGAACCUGCCAGCACCAAAUGCCACCAACAGGAAACAGCUGUCUCAGAAGAUUCUCUUUCAUGCUGUUAUUGAACAAACUAGGCCUCAAAUCAUUCAAUUCCGAAAAGGUUUAAAAGAGACCGGACUGUGGCUGCUGCUCAUUCACAGAAGAGAUGCAAUCCCAAUCUUGUUUCCCAGAGAAUCAGAGGCAGAACUCACUCCUCAGAUGAUCUUGGAUUGCAUCAUAUGGCCCUCGUCUGUAACGGUCGUUUUUGACAGCUUCAGAGAAGAUGAUGUUGACGAGUCCGACAUCAUGGAUGUACAUCGAGUGACUCUCUACCUGAAAACAUUUAUCGAAAAUGGCUGUUUCCUGAACACACGCUGGUGCUGCAUUAACGCCUCUCAGAUCAAGGAAUCGAACCUGUCCAUCAUCACUGAGCGACAGAGCAGCACGUAA